Messenger RNA from Synchiropus splendidus (mandarinfish), 4943 nucleotides. RefSeq names its product potassium voltage-gated channel subfamily A regulatory beta subunit 1a (gene kcnab1a). Gene Ontology annotation, cellular component: extrinsic component of cytoplasmic side of plasma membrane; juxtaparanode region of axon; voltage-gated potassium channel complex. The transcript has 14 exons. Gene Ontology annotation, biological process: transmembrane transport; negative regulation of delayed rectifier potassium channel activity; potassium ion transport. Gene Ontology annotation, molecular function: transmembrane transporter binding; potassium channel regulator activity; voltage-gated potassium channel activity. Bases 926 to 2119 code for a protein of 397 amino acids. NCBI's taxonomy places the organism in Eukaryota, Metazoa, Chordata, Actinopteri, Syngnathiformes, Callionymidae. The record is from RefSeq and is a predicted model, not a curated record.
CAAACAAACAAAAAAUCUGUAUUUCCAAGAAUAGCAGGAAUAGAACAGUACCCUGGUAUGAUGUUUGACAGGGUUUACAGUGUGAUGUGCCUUUUACUCAUCCCUGUAUGUGUGAGGGAGUAAGAGAGCGAGCAGAAUGAGAGAGUGUAAUAGGUAGUGCACUAGCUAGAGAGAGAGAGGGAGAGCUGGUGUGUGGAGGUCUGUGGGAGUGAGAGAGAAAGUGGAGUGUUGCGCUGCAUCGCUCUCAGUUCCCUGUUGGAGCGUUGGAGCGCAAGGAGCUGCCCUGCUGAGAGACACACAAACAAGAGGAAGCUGAAGAAAGAAGAGCUAGAACAUUCCAGAACAGAGGGAUUUUGGGGGCUACAUGAAAGAGCGAGCGGCGAAAGCCAAGGGAACUGGGGCAUAAGCACAUUAGUGACUGGUUUUAAUGUUAUCAGUGCGGGGCCAGACAGAGCCAGCAGGGGAAAGAGUGAGGAGAGAGAGGAGUGGAGCGCCUCAUCUUGGACUCUCUAACUCCCUCCUACCUCUCUGACCCCGUCUCUUCCUCCCCCCCCCCGACUCUCCACCGUCCCUCUUCAGUCAGAGCAGCACCUGGGUCGCUUCCACUUCGUGCUCCCAUUCACUCUCAUGUGGCUGUGAAUGCAACUCUGCUUGGAUAUUUCCCAAAGGAUCCUGCAGCGGAACAAGAGAAGCCCGCUGAUGGAAUGAGCUGGGGAUUCCUCUGAAGAGCUUUUCUUCUUCUGCUGGCGUUUGAUGAGCACUUUCUCUUCAACAAGACUUUUUUUUUUUGAUCCAUAGACAUGAGCCGCACUGAGAAGUGAGCAGAUGAAGAUAUAAGUCUCAAAUACUUCAAACCUCAGAGAUACUCAGUGGUCUCAGAACAGGGUGGAUUGUUCUCCCACUUUCCCUUGACCUAAGCUCAGACAUGCAGGUGUCUAUCGCCUGCACAGACCACAACCUGAAAAGGGGCAAUGGGGACCAUGGCAAGCAGAGUGCCACCAGCCCCAACGUGGUCAACCAGGCGAGAGCCAAAUUCCGAACUGUGGCCAUCAUCGCCCGCAGCUUCGGCUCCUUCACUCCUCGCCACAUCUCCCUCAAGGAGUCUACAGGGAAACACACGGGCAUGAAAUACAGGAACCUUGGCAAGUCUGGACUCAGAGUUUCCUGCUUAGGACUGGGAACAUGGGUGACAUUUGGUGGCCAGAUAACUGACGAGGUGGCGGAGCAGCUGAUGACUAUCGCCUACGAGAGUGGAGUCAACCUGUUUGACACAGCGGAGGUCUACGCCGGCGGCAGAGCCGAAGUCAUUUUGGGAAAUAUAAUCAAGAAGAAGUGCUGGAGGAGGUCCAGCUUGGUCAUCACAACCAAACUCUACUGGGGAGGAAAAGCGGAGACAGAGAGAGGACUGUCCAGGAAACACAUCAUCGAAGGUCUCCGAGGCUCUCUGCAGCGGCUGCAGCUGGACUAUGUGGACGUGGUGUUUGCCAACCGCCCGGACAGCAACACGCCCAUGGAGGAGAUUGUUCGGGCCAUGACCUACGUCAUCAACCAGGGCAUGGCCAUGUACUGGGGGACGUCACGGUGGACGGCUAUGGAGAUCAUGGAGGCGUAUUCAGUGGCCCGGCAGUUUAACCUCAUCCCUCCGGUGUGUGAGCAGGCCGAGUAUCACCUCUUCCAGAGGGAGAAAGUGGAAGUGCAGCUGCCGGAACUUUACCACAAGAUCGGCGUCGGCGCCAUGACCUGGUCCCCGCUGGCCUGUGGCAUCAUCACGGGGAAAUACGAGGAUGGGAUUCCGGAAUCUUCCAGGGCGUCCAUGAAGUCGUACCAGUGGCUGAAGGAGAAGAUCGUGAGCGAGGAUGGAAGGAAGCAGCAGGCCAAGCUGAAGGAGCUCAACCACAUUGCAGAGAAGGUGGGCUGCACGCUGCCCCAGCUGGCUGUGGCCUGGUGCUUGAGGAACGAGGGCGUGAGUUCUGUUCUGCUGGGAACGUCCAACCCUGAGCAGCUGACCGAGAACCUCGGAGCCAUACAGGUUCUUCCCAAGAUGACGUCUCACGUGGUGUCCGACAUUGACCACAUCCUGGGGAACCGGCCGUACAGUAAGAAGGACUACCGAUCCUAGAGAAGCCUGCUCCCGCCUGACCUCGGACCGCACUCCCUGAUCAACCCAACCCGACCACUGCAUUCACACCACGGACCCUGAGGCCGCUCAGCCUCCUGACGCCGCAUGUGCACACCGGGACUUCUGACGGGGCCUCUAUGACCCCAGAGCUUUGGAUCCGAACCGGUCAUUUUAGGCCACCCGCUGAGCUCUGAAAAUAAACGCACUGUUUGGUGAGGCCUCCUCAGCCCAUCACCAGUGUCCGCGUCGCCCUGAGAAGAAGCAGGAGUUUCCAACUGACAAGUGAAAAACCAAUACAAGAGCUCCCCAAACAGCUUGGCUCAAAGAUCCGUGCACAAUCACCGUCACGAUCAAAUGUGCCGUGACAUUGAAAGAGACAAAUAUAUAUCUAUAUAUUUAUGUAUUUAUUGUCAGUGUGUUGAGCGUAGAAUGAGAUCCUGUCACAUAUAGACCGAAGAAUAGCUGUAGAAGAAACAUUGGGAAGCAGAUUUAAUACAAAACAGUCAUCCACAAUUUAUAUUUUUGAGAUACCGACUAUACCAAAAGAUGUGAUGAAGAAUUCCAUGUGAAAUGUGAGCAGAUCAGUAUUGUCAUGUCAUGCUCAUUAAUGAUACCAUUGUUUUCAUCCAACAGCACUGAAAGACGAUGCUUUUAAAAUACUUCAAUACUGUGGUAUACACCUGCCCCCUCCCCCCAAAAAUUAAAAAAAUUAAAGUCGAUGUCAGAACAUUGAAAAGGUAGAGAAAUCUCACUCGCCAUUCUAAAAAAAUCCUGUCCAGCUGUGUUUGAUUUCUUGACUCCAUGACAAGAUCUUAGUGAGGAAGGUGGUUCGGUCCAGCAGCUGCUCUGACCACAGGGUCACUGCAAGUGCCUUGCUCAUGGGCACCUCUGCCACUCCGCCUCCCAGCUGCCGCGCGCCUCGAGUGUCCGUGAAGAAUCGGGGUGCAUGGCGCCCCCUGCAGGCUCACCCCCCACACUGUGCCUGACGGAGCCCUUCCCGCUCGGCCUCUGUUGUCGGGGAGGACCAGCGCGUGACGGUCUCCGAGUCGAGACUGAUUCAGGACACGAUCCCUCGGCCAGAGAGCGCUGACUCACGGGUUCCGUGAUGUGCGUCGUCACGGCGAGAGUGACACGUUUCACUGACCUCCGUGGACUCUGACGUGGACUGUCUGUCUGCUGAGGUGGGUUCGACACUUCACCAUCUGACUCCGCUGUCAUGCUCUGCUCAGAAUAAACCUUCUGUCCCACCCAUGACAUUCCGUCAAACCUCCGUCAGUGCCACAUCCAGAUGUUGGGGUCUUGCCUGCCUUACUCUGUGUGAAAGUCAUGUUCUGCUGAGUACUGUUCUCUCACAAGGAGUUAAAGCAUACAUUCAACAACGUUGUUUUCAACUGCUGCACGUCACCUUGACAUCUUUCACCUGGACCCAAGCCUGCGCUCUGUUCCCGCCCCAGAUGUCACGUUUGAUUUGUAUCACUGGAGUCACACUCACAGACUCAUGGAGCGCAGAUGAUGGGAGGGAAACUUCACUCCCCACAGCUGCUCCUGUACUUGUGUCUUUGUGAGGACCUGUAUGUGUUUUUAACAGAGCGAGCUCCUCACUUUGUGGGUCACCGUCACUGGGCUCCAGUUUGGUUCAGUUGAGCGUGUGGAGUCUUCCAGAGACGUCUGGCUCCUCCUCCUGCUGCUGCUGAGCCCAGUUCAAAGGAUUCUCUCUCUCCACCAACAUCUCUAGAUGCUUUGGUCCCUGGCCAUGGUCUGGACCUUAACCCCGAGGAGCCGGACACAGAGGGACGUCAUGGUGGUUUUUAUUGAUACAAAAGAGAGCACAACACAAAAGACCUGGAGCAAAAGUCCCCAGACAUUUGUUCAUGAAUUUCAUGAAUUUGAAACGUGAGCCCACGGCCCUCCCUCCCUUCUUUCCUUUCACGGGGCCCUUCACUUGGAGCCCGUGGACAGCAGCGCGAUGAGUCCCGAGGAGGCGCCGAUGGACAGGAUGUAGUUUCUGUGGGGAGCGCUGAGGAACAUGUUCACAUACAUGUGAGAGGCUGCUCAGCUUCACGACUGGGACAGAAAGGAUACACCGUGGGGUUGAAGUUCUUCAGCAGGAAGAAGGAGGCCACGAUGACCAGCACCAGGAACAGGGUGUUGUUGUAGAAGAUGGAGAAGGUGGUGGCUUCGUAAUCGGCCACCUCGUUCUUCUUCCACAGGAUCCUGAGGAGCACAGACAUCAGAGGUCAGACUGCGCGUGAGACAGGAGCAUCGCGGCGCCCUCGACAGACAGAUGGCCCGGCACCUCUCGUCCUUCUCCUUGCGCGACAUCUUGCGGUUGUCGGCCUCCGACAGCUUCCUCGUCACCUCCUUGGAGACGGCGUCCUCGCGCUUCUGGGCGACUCUGCACAGAGCACGGGUCCGGUUCAUUGGAGAGGAACACACACAGUGAGAGAGAGAGAGCCCGGCUCCACACUCGACUCGGUCUGGAGCCAAGCACCCGAGCAGGAAGCCAGUGACUCACUUGUGCUUGAGGACAAACUUGACGUUCUUGUAGGCGAAGGCCACCAGGUAGGUGCUGAGCAGCGUCAUGACCGCGUACAGGAGCGCCGACUGGACCAGGUCCAUGUGCCAGAUCCUCCAGAAGAGCCCUGCAGUUAGCACGCCGUUAGCACGGCGCUAGCGCGGCUCGCUCGCGGCGCACGACAGAGACCGAGAGAGAGAGGGGCCUCGACUGAGACGCGGGGCCACGGUCGGCUCCCGAGCGCGCGCCAGAUGGUCAGAGCGUCUUCAUGACGGAGGCAGAGUUUGUGGUGUGUGCGUGUGUGUGGAG